Messenger RNA from Anopheles maculipalpis, 1332 nucleotides. RefSeq lists its product as uncharacterized. The coding region runs from base 1 to 1293 and encodes 430 amino acids. The transcript has 6 exons. The record is from RefSeq and is a predicted model, not a curated record. Lineage: Eukaryota; Metazoa; Arthropoda; Insecta; Diptera; Culicidae.
AUGAUGAAGCUGAAGCUGUUGUACGCGCUAGCCAGCAUAGCGCUGACCGUGGCCAGCUGUGAAGCGAAAGCCACCCACAAGGUAACAUGUGCCGAUGAAACGAUGCGGGUAGAUGUGGCGCUACCCUCGAACAACUUUUCCGACGAGUCCGUCUAUCUAGAUGGCAUGAAAGGUUAUCCCGAUCCGAAAUGUAAGCCAACCAUACGGGAAAAUCUGGCAGUGUUUGAGCUAUCCCUUACCAACAUCUACGACUGUGGUGUUACGCGUGUCAUUAAUCAAAUUACGGGAAAGAAAGUGUUCUACCAUCGGAUCAUCGUCGAAGCAGGUCCGGAGACUGGAAAGGAGAUCGUGAGCGUGAAGUGUAUUACCACCGGGCCAAGCUACAAUGUAACGCAUGGCAUCGUAAAGCGGGAUGUCCUGCCAGCAGGCUUCCAGGAACCAGAGGAUCUCGAAAUAACGACCUCCAUCACGGAAAAUGCUCCAGAACCAUCGCUCGGCAUUGCCAUCCGCCAGGGCGACAAGCUAGUGUCGGGCGACCUUAACGUUAGCCCCGGGGCACACCUUCAGAUGGAAAUUUUCCUCGACAACCGUUCGGCACCGAUUUACGGGCUGGGUGUAAACUAUAUGCUCGUCACUGACACCAAGUACCAGGAGGAAACGAUCAUUUUCAACGGCUGUUCGGUUGAUCCUUAUCUGUUCGAAAACUUCAACACCGUCGAUGGAGAUCUGCUGGAGGCAAAGUUUCGCGCAUUCAAAUUUCCCGAAUCGACGUACGUCCAGUUCCGCGGCACGGUGAAUGUUUGCGUCGAUCGGUGCAAGGGUGUGAUCUGCAGCAACGGUCAGACCGCUUUCGGACGUCGUAAGCGUGAGAUCAGCGCGACACCGGCCGACCCGAACAAGGUGUACGAAGUCACAAUGACCACCUUCAUCAAGGUGAACUACGACGAGAAUGCAGAUCAAAACACCGUAUCGGAGAUUGAUCAGAAAAUCCGCCAACUGAAGCUCACCAACCAAAAGCUCGCCCGUAACAGCCGUGCUGGUAAUGUGUUCGAAAGCAUCCAUAAUGUGCCAGCACGGACCGCGGACGUAGAGCAACCGGAAUCCACCGUUCCACCGCUCGACAACGAAAGCGCCAAGGUCGAGGAAACGAUCGUAUUCCGGGAGGUAAUUACUCGACAGGAGGAGGACUCCUUCAUGGACGUCAACAGCGGUUCCCGGCGGAAGGGUUGGUCGUGGCAGCUGUCCACCCUACUCGUACUCUGCUCGAUCGUUCACGGGAUCGUUCGCCAUUGAAGAAAGUUCACGAUUUCUCACGCGGUGAGCAGGAUCUCU